Molecule: messenger RNA, 5383 nt
Organism: Pecten maximus
Lineage: Eukaryota; Metazoa; Mollusca; Bivalvia; Pectinida; Pectinidae
Product: CCR4-NOT transcription complex subunit 4-like
Exons: 19
Coding region: 140-2413 (757 amino acids)
Biological process (GO): protein ubiquitination
Cellular component (GO): CCR4-NOT complex
Molecular function (GO): RNA binding; metal ion binding; ubiquitin-protein transferase activity
Source: RefSeq, a predicted model, not a curated record
CGGGUCUUACCUGCGUGAACAAAGCUGCGCAAAGAAGUAAUUUGUGUCAUCGUCUUAUUUCGGAGAAGCAUCCCGUGAGCAAAUUUCGGUGUUGAGCUGAAUUUGGAAGUUGCAUUGUGUUAGUUGGAAACAAUUUAUUAUGGCUGGAGAAGAACAAGUAGAGUGUCCACUAUGUAUGGAACCUUUAGAAAUUGAUGACUUCAAUUUUUUUCCUUGCACGUGUGGAUACCAGAUUUGCAGAUUCUGUUGGCAUAGAAUCAGAACAGAUGAAAAUGGAUUGUGUCCCGCUUGCAGAAAGCAAUAUCCAGAGGAUCCAGCAGUGUUCAGGCCCCUCACAGAUGAUGAGCUUGAUCUCAUAGAAUGUUCUCAAUAUAGACUGCAAAGAAUCAAAAAGGAAAGAAAGCAGAAAGACCUACAGAGGAAACAAAAAGCAGCGGAAAACAGAAAACAUCUAGCAAAUGUCAGAGUUGUUCAGAGGAACCUUGUAUUUGUUGUUGGUCUUUCCAAAAAAUUAGCAGAACCAGAGGUGUUAAAAAAGCAUGAAUAUUUUGGAAAAUUUGGGAAAAUUCAUAAAGUUGUCAUCAAUCAAAGUACUUCCUAUGCUGGAGCACAGGGUCCAAGUGCUAGUGCUUAUGUGACAUAUCAUCGUUCUGAUGAUGCUCUUCGUGCCAUCUUGGCUGUGAACAAUGUACAUGUUGAUGGAAGGACAUUGAAGGCCUCGUUGGGUACAACUAAAUACUGUAGUCAUUUUCUUAGGGGUGCACAAUGCCCUAAGCAGGAUUGCAUGUAUUUACAUGAACUAGGUGAAGAAGCAGCAAGCUUUACAAAAGAAGAAAUGCAAGUUGGCAAACAUCAAGAGUAUGAACAAAAACUGCUUGAAUCGUUCAUGAAUUCCCAAAAUACUGCAAACAAUCAUGUCACGGGAACAAACAGUAAAACCAUACCAACAAGAAAAAAGGCGACUUCACCUAUCCCAGUAAAUCAGACACCACCUUCAGGGACGCCGCCACAACAACAGGUUUCCACACCAGAACAGAUCCAACAGCAACAGACGCCUCCAAAUAACACACCGCCUCAAAAUACACAACCAAUCCCCAACACAGCCAACAAAGAUGCUUGGCCAUCACUACAGACUGGAAGUGUAAGGUCUGAACAGCGCCUAACAAAUGGUAACAGACCAAACCACACCCAACAGAAACCAGACACACAGCCCAUACAUAACCACAACAGAGUACUUGGGUACCACAAAGCUCGCACAAAAACAGAGGCAGACAUAGAAAACAAUGCUCUACACAGUGCAAUAGACAAACCGACAGACACCUCAGUUAAAUCGGAUAUACCAACAGUAUCAUCCCCACAGAGCACACCGUCCGUGGGGACAGGGUCCCCGGUGUCCCUCCCCCCAGGUUUAACUACAUCAACUCUCAGCAAAGCUCCCCUUGGUGCACAACUGUCAGCGAGAUUGAUGGCCAACCCAGGACUGAAGCCUAUACUGUUUGACAACUCUUCCCAGAGUCUUUCACUGUUUAGUAAUGGCAAUGGCUUUCAUGGCAAACGAUUCCAAAAACUACCUGUGCCUACAGUGCCAGCAGAAGUUCCAGAGCCAGUUUCAACCCCAGAAAUUGCAGAGUCAAUUCAAGUCACAAGCUGUACCGAUUGGCAAGCUGCUUUUGGGUUUGGGCCAAAAACCAGAGACUUGCCAGAUGAUGAUUUAGGUUUUGAUCCAUGGGAUGAGUCAUCAAAAGGUUUGGCAGACUUGUUAGAGAAGGAAAAUGGUAUCAGCCAAACCCACAGACCAAAUUAUACAGAUCAAAACAAUCGCUCCAAUCACCAACCCCAAAGUUUGCCACCAGGCUUUUCAUUAAGUCAGCUACAGCAACAACAACAGCAACAGAUGCAUCACCCAGCAUUUCUAAGACCCGAUAUAGGAAACAAUGGAAUGCUAGGUUUGAUACAGCCAAAUAUGCCUCCACCAAAUUCAUACCACAGUAUGUUUGAUGAUGGAAAAGAACAAAAUCAUGUCAAUGCUCAGAGAGAUGUGUUCAACACUAAAGAUUGGCAAGAUGGUCUGCGAGCGUUAUUGCCAAAUAUAAACAUUAGUUUUGGUGCAACACAGCAAGCAAAUAACCCAAUGUCUACACAUACUUCCUUACAUAGUCAACAGCAACAAAAAAGUUCAGUGUUAUCUUCAGACAGUCCGCCACACUGGUUAAAAUCUAUUCACCAGCUCACAGACAUAGAGGGAAGCCACACAAACAGCCAAAACCACAGACUACCUUUUGUGCAACAGUUCCCCCUCAGAAACACAGGCUGGCCCACACAGACACAGACCCCUCCCCCAGGCUUUCAGACAUCCAUCAGACCUCCCACACAUCCCACAGAACCACACAAAAUUUCUGAAGGUUUGCAGUAGCUUUAAUCUCCUAAAGACAGACAGAAGACAAAGAUUUUUUUUAUCUCUACAAAAUCAACUUUCAUUGCUUAUCUUUGAUGAUGACAGCUUGAUUUAUGAUGGGCAGGCAGGAAUUAUUGGCAUAACUUUAGCCAGAUCACUGGUUACUUUUACAUGUCUAUUUACUUUUGUGAUGUUGGAAAUAUUUGUAUAUAGAAAUAUGCUUGAAAUUAAGCAUUGGUUACGUUUUGGAACUGUUCAAAACUUCAAGUGAUCCAUUGAAGAUAAUGUAGUGUGUGACAGUAAAUAGUAUGUGUUACUGAAAGUACCCAAAUGUUCUUAUUAAAUAGUAUCUGUUACUGGAAUACCCAAAUGCUGAUAUAUCUUACACCAAACUAGUAUAAGCUCCUGUUAAAAUCAAACAAUUUGAUACAAUUUGUCUUAUCAUUUAAUAGUAUCAUUAAGAAUACUUUUUAGAAAAUUGGCAAUGAAUUACUGAAGAUUACUUCGGCUUUGUGCACACUUGAUUCUGUGAUGUGAUGUUAUCAUACUUAUAAGCAAAUGUUUGAAAUAUCUGGUUCGACUCCAUCACUAUGUAUAUUUUGUUCUAUUUAUUAAGAAAAAACUUAUGUGUUCCUGGACUAUGUAAUCGAUGACUAAAAUGAAUUUAUUGGUAAUAUUAUACAAUAUGGCAUGAAACCCAACUAAUUUCAAUUUCAACAAAAUUUGGUUGGCACUUUACACAUCAGAUGUAUUGAUUAUCAGGUUAGGCCUACAUAAGUACCAAUUAAUCUACAGAAGUGAAAAUUAGUUAGUACCUCAAGAUUGUAGCCAUCCAUGAUAUAACUUAAAAAAAAUAAGCAGGUUAAUAAGGAUAUUCACGCCAUAGUUCUUCGUGGCUUUGUUUUCUGCAUCUAUGAUUUUUCAUACUUAAAAUAUUUGUGAAUAGUGCUACAUUUGACCAAAAACUUGUUAUAUAACUGCUCAUUAUCUAGAAUUUUUAUCCUUAUAAUUUAAAAAGAACUAAUGCAGCAGUAAGAUGGUAAACAAUUAGCCCAGUGUACAAUUUAAAGGCAUUUGUUUCAACACAUUUUGUGACACGCUUUUUUGUCCUGUGAAUAAUUAAUUUCAUCUCUGAUAGACAGUGCAUCAAAUGCUAUGACAAUGUGUCUUCCAAACCUCUUUAUUUCAUUCAAACCAUUGUGAAACAAGUUAUAUUAACUUAUAUUGCAUCUGCUUACCCAGAUGGACAGACAUGGGGAGAGGAAAAUGAUGUAGAGUUAGUUGUCAGGCAGGUGAAAAUAACACAUCCAAUAGGUAAAAGUCGGCACUCACCACUACGCCACCAAACUAUCCAUUGGACCUAGAGUAGUUACUGUUUAUCUUGGAUGUUUUUCAUGGUCACUACUGAGGAAAAACAUAUUAUCAGUGAAUUUACAAUUCACUUUUUUUGUAAAAUUAUGUUUUUAUAGGAAACAAUGGCACUGAAAGGUUGACGGGUCAUUGAUUGUGACUGAAAGAUAAGAAAACAAAAGUUAUUUACAGGAUAAAUAAGUUGUUCAACUUGUGUUAUGGUUAACAAAGAACCUUAUCUACUUGUAUUGCUUGAAAAUUAAUUUGCGAGAUAAAAACAUAUACCUACUGUUGCCUGUUCACAGUUCAAAUGUCCCAUAAUGACAUGCAUAUGUUAUACAAAAAGCCGCUGAAGUGGCAUGGAAAAUUGAUGUAGCAAAUUAGUUUUAACUGUUUCAUGUGUCCUUGUCUUUGUUAUCAAACAGAUGUAGCUUGUGAACAUCUCAUUAUUCUGAUUGUUUUGUGAUUAUUUUUGUCUCCAACAAAAGCUAUGAAUUAAAUGGAUCAAUUCAUAUCUAGAUUUACAAUAGCAAUGGUUGUGUGCUCCUGCAGCGUCUGCCCGUCAUGAUCAAGCUGUCAUGCUGUCAACAAAUCAAAAGAUACCAUGUUCGGCAUCAGUUCCACACAGGACAUUAUUUUAAUGACUGUUACUAUAAAUGGAGUUGUAUCAAAGAUGUGUGUUUUUUUUAACUAUGAGUGUAUGUGUUAAACUCAUUUUUUAUUAGAUUCAACAUUAUCAACAAAAUCAACGCAGUAAAUGCUUAACCUUUUUUAAACACCACUUGACACCAUCUAAGAGCAUAUACAGUAAAGAUUUGAAUAUUUUUUGCGAGAUGUUUUAAACACAUAUAAUGAAUAAUGAAUGUUCUUGAUUAUUGAAAUUACUACAGUGAAAAGAAAUUGGUUCCAAAAUUAGCAGAAAGGAAAUACAAUUUAUGAUUCUGCUAUAUUCAACUUGUUUUUAAUAGGUCCUGCCUGAUGUGCUUAGUUUCCAUAAAGUCAUGUUUUCUGUAGGAAUAGAAUCUUUUGACUUCAUCUCAUUUCUCCAUUAAACUUGGUUCAAUUUUUCCAAGUUAAAGACUUUGUAAACCCACAAGGUUUGUAUUUAUUUCCAGUAUUCUAAGGUAUGACUUCCUGACCCUCCACACACACAGUAGCAAGCAAGUUACCUUCAUGAAUUCUGUCAAACAAAUUAUAUAUGCAGACAAUUUGUAACGAAAAGAAGUUAUUGCACAACUAGAGAAAUUAUUGAACAGAUUUCUGUCACAAGAAUGAAUUGGUGACUUAAUGAGACUAGGACAUGAAGGAAGAAUCCAGACUAAAGGCUGUGCGGUUUGAGCCCUUGGCGCUAUUAUUUCCCAUAUCGCACAUGAUUUUAAGCUUUACAAGUAUGUUAUAAUGAUUAUUACAAGAAUACCCAUAGCUUAACCUACACAUUGUGCAAAUUGUUUGAAUUUUGGCAACACCUGCCAUCUCCACGUUAUGUAGUAUUCUGAGGAAUUGUACAAAACUAAAGAGUGGUGGUAAAUAUGCCAAAAAAUUAAAGGCUGACCAUUUUUAUGCAUGGUACCAUUGAAAUUUACAGCCUACAUUGGUAUGACCUUAACAUGAAGAUAAUAAAAGUAUUAAUGAAUGAAG